This is a messenger RNA of Galeopterus variegatus (Sunda flying lemur), 1379 nucleotides long. It is a transcript of the gene GABRR1, whose product is annotated as gamma-aminobutyric acid (GABA) A receptor, rho 1. Lineage: Eukaryota; Metazoa; Chordata; Mammalia; Dermoptera; Cynocephalidae. Gene Ontology annotation, molecular function: neurotransmitter receptor activity; extracellular ligand-gated monoatomic ion channel activity; GABA-A receptor activity. The record is from RefSeq and is a predicted model, not a curated record. The transcript has 5 exons. Gene Ontology annotation, biological process: nervous system process; signal transduction; chemical synaptic transmission. Gene Ontology annotation, cellular component: neuron projection; synapse; membrane. The coding region runs from base 25 to 873 and encodes 282 amino acids.
GUUUCUAGGGUUACAGUGACUGCAAUGUGCAACAUGGACUUCAGCCGGUUUCCCCUGGACACGCAGACGUGUUCGCUUGAAAUCGAAAGCUAUGCCUACACAGAAGAUGACCUCAUGCUGUACUGGAAAAAAGGCAACGACUCCUUAAAGACAGAUGAGCGGAUCUCGCUCUCUCAGUUCCUCAUUCAAGAAUUCCACACCACCACUAAACUGGCCUUCUACAGCAGCACAGGCUGGUACAACCGUCUGUACAUUAACUUCACGUUACGUCGCCACAUCUUCUUCUUCUUGCUCCAAACCUAUUUUCCCGCCACGCUGAUGGUCAUGCUGUCCUGGGUGUCCUUCUGGAUCGACCGCAGAGCUGUGCCUGCCAGAGUCCCCUUAGGCAUCACGACGGUGCUGACCAUGUCCACCAUCAUCACGGGCGUGAACGCCUCCAUGCCCCGCGUGUCCUACAUCAAGGCCGUGGACAUCUACCUCUGGGUCAGCUUCGUGUUCGUGUUCCUCUCGGUGCUGGAGUAUGCAGCGGUCAACUACCUGACCACGGUGCAGGAGCGCAAGGAGCGGAAGCUGCGGGAGAAGCCUCCCUGCACCUGUGGGUUAUCUCAGCCCACACCACAGCUAGAUGGCAGCUACAGCGACGGGGAGGUGAACGACCUGGGCAACUACAUGACGGAGAACGGAGAGAAGCCCGACAGGAUGAUGGUGCAACUGACCCUGGCCUCGGAGAGGUGCUCCCCCCAGAGGAAAAGUCACAGAAGCAGCUACAUGAGCAUGAGGAUUGACACCCACGCCAUUGACAAAUACUCCAGGAUCAUUUUUCCAGCAGCAUACAUUUUAUUCAAUUUAAUAUACUGGUCUAUUUUCUCAUAGAUACCCUAAUUCUAUAACUUUUACAUUCUUUAUGGUAUGCACUACAGAAAUAUCUGUAUAAUGAAAAAGAAUUUAAGGUUAUAGUGAAAAAAAAAAUUCCCAAUACCCACCCAUGUUUUCACUUUCCCUUCUCCAGCUUUCCAAAGCUACAGCUGUAUUGACAAGACUCUUACUGACUGGUUUAAUUUGCACUUAUUAACUAUCUUUUGAAUACACAGCAUUAUACUAGGUGCUGCAGGAAUGUAACAAUGUAGCAACUGGUAUUAGAUGUAACCCAGAUCCCCUGGGAAAGCACACUACCAGAGUUGUAGGCACAUUGUAAUUCCACCUCUCUUUAGACUCUAGAUGCUAUCACAUGAAUGACUUCCUUUAUGUGUCAUUAUAUUCUCCAGAGUAGGUGGAAUUGGGAAGCAUCUAAAGUUCAUUUGCAUGGAAACUACAUGCACCUAAAUCCCCACCAACAGAAACUCAUGCUUCAGUUUAUAGCCUAUUAUCUAUUUUUUAUG